Nerophis lumbriciformis (worm pipefish) is the source of this 1604-nucleotide messenger RNA. It is a transcript of the gene slc25a46, whose product is annotated as solute carrier family 25 member 46. Gene Ontology annotation, cellular component: mitochondrial outer membrane. Gene Ontology annotation, biological process: mitochondrial membrane fission; axon development; mitochondrial fission. NCBI's taxonomy places the organism in Eukaryota, Metazoa, Chordata, Actinopteri, Syngnathiformes, Syngnathidae. The record is from RefSeq and is a predicted model, not a curated record.
CCGGGUGAAGCAGGUGACGGGUGGAUGUUGUUGUUGUCCGGCGGCUCAAGCUGAUCUCUUGCUUCUCCGACGGCCGUGUACCUCUUGCUGACCCCCUCCAUGGCCUCCAGGCGACCGGACAGCUUUGACGGGCUCGUCUACCGCGGCCGAGAUGAUCCAAACUACGGCGCGGGAUACCCUCUGCGCAGCGCCGGCGGCGGCCAAGGGGAGGCGUACCAUCACCAGUGGGUCACCACGCCGCCAGACAUCCCCGGCAGCCGCAACCUGCAGACAGGAGAGCGGACGCCGCUGUACGACGAGCCGCCGGGGGAGUCCGUGGGUCCGGGAGGCCCUCGCGAGUGGGACGCGGCGCAGGCUGGCGGGCCGCCGGCUGAACAGCUGAAUCGCUUCGCUGGUUUUGGGAUCGGCCUCGUCAGUCUGUUCACAGAGAACGUCCUCACUCAUCCCUGCGUGGUCUUCCGCAGACAGUGUCAGGUCAACUAUCACGCACGCUGCUACCACUUGACGCCGUUCAGCGCCCUCGCCGUCAUGUACUCCAUCAGCAAGUCGCAGGGUCCCAGGGCGCUGUGGAAGGGGAUGGGGAGCACCUUCAUCGUGCACGGCGUCAUGCUGGGAGCGGAGGGCAUCAUCAGCGAGGUCACGCCGUUACCGCGGGAUAUUCCUCAUCGUUGGAGCGCCAAGCAGCUGGUGGCUCACUUCCUGCUCAAAGGCUUGACCGCGGUGGUUGCACUUCCUUUCUACUGCUCCAGCCUCAUUGAGACCGUGCAGAGCGAGAUCGUGCGAGACGACUCGUCAUCGGGGCUGCUGGAUUGCAUGCGUGAAGGUUUGGCUCGCCUGCUGGGUGUGGGCGCGCCUCACAGUCGCCGCCUACUCCCCCUCAGCUGUCUGAUACUUCCUGCCCUCGCACACGCCAUCCUGCGCUACGCCAUCUCUUCCUCCGUACAGCGCGUGGCGCUCUGGCUACACAAUCGCAACAAGAAGGGGCACCACGGCCCGUCGGACCCGAUAGAAGCUCACUUCCCCGAGCUGGCGGCGGCGUGGCUGGGCUCGCUGGUGGCGGACGUGGUGAUGUUCCCGCUGGAGACGGCGCUGCACCGUCUCAGCCUGCAGGGCACCCGUACCAUCAUCGACGCCACCGACGGGGUGACGGCGGAGGGAAACGGCGGCAGCCCGCUCGUGCUGCCCGUCAACACGCAGUACGACGGCUUCGCCGACUGUCUCCACGCCAUUCGUCGCAAAGAAGGCUGGCCGGGCUUUUACCGCGGCUUCGGCGCACUGGUGGCGCAGUUUGCACUGCACGGCGUCUUGCUCGCCGCCGCGCGGACAAUUCUUAGACUGCUGCUGCUGGAGGGCAAAGUCAGCUAGAGGCGUCGCCACGGAGACGCGACGUCCUGGGCCUCUCACCGUCACCGUGGCAACAAGAAUAUAUCAACACAACACUUUGCUAUCUUAUUUUAGCUUUAGCACAAAUACUUGCGGAAACAUGAUGUCAGUCCCUGUUUGUGUGUAUGCAUGAAGCCAAGAAACUUGUUUAGUUGAGGAUUUUCUGAUCAAAUUAAAAAUGUAUUUGUUGUCAAUAUCAAAUAAAAGACAUUUCAUCUUGA